Labrus mixtus (cuckoo wrasse) is the source of this 2042-nucleotide messenger RNA. RefSeq names its product pre-B-cell leukemia transcription factor 4 (gene pbx4). Lineage: Eukaryota; Metazoa; Chordata; Actinopteri; Labriformes; Labridae. Gene Ontology annotation, biological process: brain development; regulation of transcription by RNA polymerase II; neuron development. The transcript is spliced from 9 exons. Gene Ontology annotation, molecular function: DNA-binding transcription factor activity, RNA polymerase II-specific; RNA polymerase II cis-regulatory region sequence-specific DNA binding. Gene Ontology annotation, cellular component: nucleus. The coding region runs from base 720 to 2027 and encodes 435 amino acids. The record is from RefSeq and is a predicted model, not a curated record.
AAUAGUGCACUCACGGAGUCCGGGAAGUUGUGUUACAGUCAUAUUUUUGCUGUGCUUAAUCAUCAGCCUUAACGUCAGCUAAUUGAUAUGAACAUCGACACAUGUAUCUUCUCCUGAAGUGUGUCGAUGAACUCCACUAAAGCGUUAUGUAUGAGUUUAAGGCUCGACGCACACCUCUCCGCGCAGCUCGUCCCCCACACUCAGGCGACAUCAAUAACAAUGGUAACCCGGAGUCUGAGAUCUGACUGGAGCUAAACGGACCGAAAGCCUAGUUGCUGUAUUGCCGUUUUAUUUCUUUUGUGAAUUUCCGACUUUUAUACAUAGACAAGAGUGUUCGUCUAUUGUUAUAUGUAUCAAUUCAACAUUUUUUUUUUUUGAAAAUGUGCGAGGCGCUGUUGGCCAUCUCACACAGUCUGUGCAUGUGUGUCCCUGCUGCUUCUCUGCUGGGCUACUAACCUAGCUGCUUUUCACUCGCUGGUUAGCUAACGUUAGCCUGGCCGCGUUUAUUGACUUGAAGUGGAAAACAUACGCGAAUGAAAAGCGUGUGUGUCCGAUCUGUUUUACGACAGCGGUCCUAAACUAAUCUGGGAUAAUUGUUGUCGGGUUCAUAAAGAAGUGUUGUAUGAUUUGUCGCAGAAAAUACUUUGCUGGCUAGCUAACAAGCUAGCUAUUUGUGUGUAUUCUUCGACUGAGGAAAACGACGAGUUUUCUUUGAAAGUAUGGAUGACCAGACCAGGAUGAUGACUGGUCUCACCGGACUCGGUGGACUAACACAAGGCGAUGUCGGCGACCCAGACUCGGUUAGGAAACAACAGUCCCUCGGUCAACCUCAACAAGACAUAGGGGAUAUCCUACAGCAAAUAAUGGCCAUCACCGACGAAAGCCUGGACGAAGCACAGGCCAGAUGCUGGCCAGAGGAAUCGCCGGCGCAUUGGGGUGGAUCAGACGACCCCACAGAGGGAGGGAGAGCAGGGGGGGGCAUGGCAGGGGGUGGCCUGCCACUCAACUUCCAGCACAGGAAACAUGCCCUGAACUGUCACAGAAUGAAGCCAGCCCUCUUCAGCGUUCUCUGUGAGAUCAAAGAGAAAACUGUGCUGAGUAUACGAGGUGUGCAGGAAGAGGACCCUCCAGAUCCCCAGAUCAUGCGGUUGGACAACAUGUUGCUAGCAGAAGGUGUGUCAGGACCAGAGAAAGGAGGAGGAUCAGCCGCUGCAGCUGCAGCUGCAGCAGCAGCAGGGGGCUCACCCACCGACAGCAGCAUCGAACACUCCGACUACAGAGCCAAGCUUGCUCAGAUCCGUCAGAUCUAUCACUCUGAGCUGGAGAAGUACGAACAGGCCUGUAGUGAGUUCACCAACCAUGUAAUGAACCUGCUGAGAGAGCAGUCUCGCACACGACCCAUCUCUCCCAAGGAGAUUGAGCGCAUGGUUGCUAUCAUCCACCGCAAGUUCAGUUCAAUUCAGAUGCAGCUCAAACAGAGCACCUGCGAGGCCGUCAUGAUUCUGCGCUCACGCUUCCUUGAUGCCAGACGUAAGAGACGCAACUUCAACAAGCAAGCUACAGAGGUGCUGAAUGAGUAUUUCUACUCCCACCUGUCAAACCCCUACCCUAGUGAGGAAGCCAAGGAGGAACUGGCCAAGAAGUGUGGAAUAACUGUGUCUCAGGUCUCUAAUUGGUUUGGCAACAAGAGAAUACGCUACAAGAAGAACAUCGGUAAGUUCCAGGAGGAAGCGAACCUCUACGCAGUUAAGACAGCGGUGGAUGCUGCCAAUGUGUCUGCGCAGGCUAGCCAGGCUAACUCCCCAGCAACGCCCAACUCAGGGUCACCGGGGUCAUACAGUUUGGCUCACACAGGCGAUACCUACCUUGGCCUGCGUUCACUCAACGGGGAGGGUCUCACCAUCGCCCCCUCUCUACAGCCGCAGGUGGAUACCCUGCACCGUGCUACACACCUGACGGGCGGCUAUGAGGAGCUGUCGGGUAGUGGCCUCUACACCCCUCAUCGCCUGGAUGUGAGUAUCAACUAAACUAACGGCUCAUUU